GCAGUGACAGCCGCAUUGGCUGCUGGGCGGAAGAAAUGCGGCCGCCAUCUUGGACCGGUCAUACUCCUAGUUACGUAGCAACCAUAGACAGUAACAGACGCAACAAGAUGCCAGAGCACUGUGCAGCAUAUUCCUGUUCAAAUCGGCGGACCAUCGAAAACAGGGCUCGGGGGAUUACUUUUCACAAGUUUCCCAAGAACAAAGAUGUGAGAAAGAAGUGGGAAGUGGCUUUGAGGAGAGAAGGAUUUACUGCCAGUUGUUCAUCAGUGCUUUGCAGUCACCAUUUUAACCAGGGUGAUUUUGAUAGGAUGGGUCAGAUAGUCCGACUCCGAGAUGGUGUCAUUCCAUCCGUCUUCAGCUUCCCGGUUCACCUCCAAAGAUUGGAAAAAGGCAGGGCUACGUCUACCUCCAGAAGAGCUGAAGAAAGCCUGUCCGUGGCCUCUCAGGAUUCCGAAGAAACGUCAACCUCACACCCACAACCUCAGCCUAAUGAUGAUCAUGGCUAUGCCUUGCCUGCGUCUCCUACCGCUCUUAAGACCAGACUCAAUGAAGCCUUGGCAAGAGUGGAAAGUCUGGAGCGAGAGAAGAAGAAUGCCAUGGCCAGAGAAAAGAGGGCAAAGACCACAGUGAAGAGUCUUUUGGGGGAUUUGAGGGAAAAGAACCUCAUUAAUGAAGAGCUCAAAGACAAGCUUGAAUUCUACUCCGAUCUUCAGAUAGACCUCAUGGCAAAGCAGGGCCAUGAGUACACAAAGGACUACAGAGAGUUUGCGCUCACACUCCAUCUACAUGGUCCAAAGGCAUACAAAUACCUCAGAGAGACUCAACAUUUUCCCCUCCCACAUCCACAUACUGUACAUUACAAAGGUGGAUGCCAAGCCUGGCCUGAACAAGAUGAUGCUGGAUAUGCUGGAGAGAAGAUGCCAGGGAGACCACGCUAAAUAUGGAUGUGUUUCACUCAUGUUGGAUGCCAUGUCCAUCAGAAAACAUGUGCAAUAUAAUCCACAUACCCAGUCAAUGUCUGGUUUUGUAGAUAUGGGUGAUGGAAUCAGUGAGACUGAUGUUGCUACUGAGGCUCUUGUGUUCAUGGUGGUUGGCCUACAAGGACAUUGGAAGGCUCCCAUUGCUUACUUUCUGACCAAGUCUCUCUCUCCAGAAACACAAAGGGUGCUUCUCAGUCAUGCUUUGGAGGAGUUGCAUGCACGGGGCAUUCGGGUGGUAUGUGUGACAAUGGAUGGGCAUGCCUCCAAUGUCAGCAUGUGCAACCAACUUGGGUGUGAGCUGAAGGGAGACCCACGAGAACCGCUUCAAACCAGUUUCUCGCAUCCGGUGACUGGUGAGAAAGUAUAUGUAAUGAUGGAUGCUUGCCACAUGCUCAAGUUGGCACGUAAUAUGUUGCAGGUACUUGUCGGUCAUCGGAUUUGUCAUCAAUAUCGACACGUUGAUGCUGAUGAUUCCUGAACUGCUCCAAGUUCAGCGUUAUGUGCUCACCUACAGGUUCAGCCAGGAUCACUUGGAGCUCCUAUUUAAUUCAAUCAGAGCGUCAGUUCCAGGCCAUCUUCCGCCGUCUGAUGGUUCGGUGUGGUGUCUCACCUGGUGAGACAGGCAAUGUGGCAGCCCAAGAUAACACUGUGUCCCUGUCUGCUGUGGAGAUGUCCUCUCCUGAAACUGCUGAAGAGCACCCAUCUCCAUUUGCCAACAUUUCGGCCCUUGUGUGUGACCACAGUUAUCUCCCCACUCGGUUUGGUGGUCUGGUGGAAAAUGCUUCUGGUCUACAUAGCAGGGUUUGUAGUCCGGCAGAUUCUACGAAAGCUGUCCUGUGAUGUGUGCCGUGCCAGCUUGGUCAGAGAUGCUGUACCAUCUUCAUUUGAAAAGAGCUAUCACCUUCUAGCCCUGAAAACAACGGCGGCCUAGUGAUUCCAUCACAAGGCACAGUGAAGGUGCUGAGAGCUGCAGAGAGGGUGAUCCGCCGAGCUUCAACAACACAAGCUCCUAAGGUGUCGACAGUCAUACACAUCGUCCGGGAGGAGAUUGGAACGGAGGAUGUUUUUCAGCUUGGGGAACACAUUGAGGAGACACAGUUUGGCAUCGACAAUCAUCAUUUUGACUUGUUGUCAUUGGUUGUGUCUGUGUUUCUCAAAAUAAGGCUGCACCACAUUGCCAAACUCACCUCCCUCGAACUGCAGAAAUGGAGCACGAGAAAGAAGCUCUGCAAAACUCCUCUUUCAGG
Molecule: messenger RNA, 2227 nt
Organism: Sander lucioperca (pikeperch)
Lineage: Eukaryota; Metazoa; Chordata; Actinopteri; Perciformes; Percidae
Product: THAP domain-containing protein 6-like
Exons: 9
Coding region: 36-938 (300 amino acids)
Source: RefSeq, a predicted model, not a curated record